CUAUCACAUAACGCUCUCUGACUGCCUUUGCAGUUACUUCCGGUUCCUUGUGAGCGUUUCCUUUUCAAGGUUUGAGCAUAGAGAUGCCAGGGAUAGAGCGGCUCCGCUGUUUCGACUAGCGCUAGAGGAUCUAUGCAGUUGUUGUUUCUUUGUUUUCACCCCAGGCGCCACAAGCGCAGCUCUAUCGCUUUCAGGAUCUAGUCUUUUGGCUUCCGUGGCAUCAUCCCUGCCGGAAGUGGAUUUUCUGCAUAACGGUGUCCAUGGAGACGGAAGAUGGCACCUCGCAAUCGCCAGCUCUCCUCUACUCCUCUGGAGAUCCUGCUUUUUCUCAAUGGGUGGUAUUAUGCCACAUAUUUCUUGCUUGAGAUCUUCAUAUUUGUCUAUAAAGGACUCCUGUUGCCCUAUCCCUCUGCUAAUCUGGCUUUGGACCUGGUCAUGCUUUUUCUUUAUCUCGGUAUUGAAGUUACAAGGAUAUUUUUUGGCUCUAAAGGAAACCUCUGUCAACGGAAGGUGCCACUUGCCAUCAGCCUGGCACUAACCUUUCCAGCAGCAGUGAUGGCAGCCUACUAUCUGCUACUGCAAACGUAUGCGCUGCGCCUGGAAGCCAUCCUCAAUGCUAUCCUGCUUCUGUUCUAUGCAGUUGAGCUCUUGCUGGGUAUUCUUACCCUGGCCUCCUUCUCCAGUCUGGACUCAUACUGAGAAUCAAGUUGGGCUGUACUGUGUGCACCUAGAAGAAAAGAGGCUGCCUGAGCCCUCCAUUUCUGUGACUAGUGUGUUCAAUCUAGUUCCUUGGACAAGCUGAAGGAAGAUGCAGCCACCCAAUUUGCUUCAAGCAUACAUAAGGAGAAGGCCAUCAUCGUUUUCCAAUAAGAGGACAGGCCGAGACACCCAAUACAUCCCUACCACCACCCUUGCAUUCCUUCUGAGAGAUGACAGUAUUUCCAUUCAGACUUUACACUCUGGACCACUGACUUUUGUAAGUUGAAAAGACUGGACUAUGAAGUUUCACAUCAUCCAUAGGUUAUGGCUGCAGAUGAGGUGUCCUUCACAAUUCUCAAUGUGGCACAUUCUAACAGGGGCUCCAAAAACCUACCAUGUGUGCACUGACUCUCAUGAGAGCCCCUUUGCUCUGCCCUUCCUAACUGGUCCAUCCUAUCCCUGAAAGGGGUGGGGUUGAGAAUGAGGGCAGUGGGUCUUGGGUCCCUUCCCUAACUCAGUAUUGUUAUUUUGUGUGUGUAUUGGCAAUUUGUGAUACUUGGUUUUCUACUGUACUUGUGGAAUAAAUAUUUAUUUUUCAA
Molecule: messenger RNA, 1298 nt
Organism: Pogona vitticeps (central bearded dragon)
Lineage: Eukaryota; Metazoa; Chordata; Lepidosauria; Squamata; Agamidae
Gene: TMEM216
Product: transmembrane protein 216
Biological process (GO): non-motile cilium assembly
Cellular component (GO): ciliary transition zone
Source: RefSeq, a predicted model, not a curated record